Messenger RNA from Myxocyprinus asiaticus (Chinese sucker), 4365 nucleotides. RefSeq names its product zinc finger and BTB domain-containing protein 7B-like. Gene Ontology annotation, biological process: positive regulation of gene expression; regulation of transcription by RNA polymerase II. Gene Ontology annotation, molecular function: DNA-binding transcription factor activity, RNA polymerase II-specific; protein binding; RNA polymerase II cis-regulatory region sequence-specific DNA binding. The coding region runs from base 519 to 2018 and encodes 499 amino acids. The record is from RefSeq and is a predicted model, not a curated record. The transcript has 4 exons. Lineage: Eukaryota; Metazoa; Chordata; Actinopteri; Cypriniformes; Catostomidae.
AUUGAAAGAAACGCGUUAAAUACUUUCUCAGUACAGUCUGAUCUGAUCUGAUCCACCAGCCGCAGUCAUGCCCACCCUAACACUCUCUCUCUCUCUCUCUCUCUCUCACACACACACGGGUCCGGCCUAUCAGUGUCCGACCCCCUGUCCGCGCCCUCAGAGCCAAUCACCCGCGGCCGCUGGAAGUAGGACAUGCCGCUUCCUGGUUGCGGGUUUAAGGAGGAGCCGCCGGAGUCCGUCAGGAGCGGAUCAGAACCAGCGAACCGGCGCGGGACCACCGGCAACACAUAGACACUGGACAGAUAGCCGCUACCGAAGACCGAACCGUGGAGCUAGUGCCGUGCGCGCGGGCGCGACGCGCGUCACAAUCAGGAAGUGCGCGAGCCGGCGGUCAGGUGGGACGCGCCGCGGCGGGGGAAACUCAGGUGACAGCAGCUCAGGAUCAGCUCAGAGCACAUCAGACAGACAGACAGACAGACAGACAGAAGCGUCUGUGAGUUUAUGGACUGGAGGUGGCGAUGUCUCCAGGAGAGGACGGUCUAAUCGGGAUCCCCUUCCCGGAGCACAGCAAUGAGCUCCUGUCCCGUCUUAAUGCUCAGCGUCGGUCAGGGCUGCUCUGUGACCUCACACUGACCUCACGUGGUACGCGAUACCCAACGCACCGGUCUGUCAUGGCCGCCGUCAGUCUUUACUUCCGCCGUCUGUUUGGGGCAGAGGAGGGCGAGGAUGGAGGCGAGGGCGUGGGCGACAGCUGUAGUGUUUGCCAGCUGGAUUGUGUGUCACCGGACGCACUGGCGGCGCUGCUGGAGUUCGCCUACACCGCGACGCUGACGAUCCGCAGCUCGGGCAUGAGGGAGGUUCUGAAGGGUGCACAGCUGCUGGGCAUUCAAUGCGUGGCAGACGCCUGCAGAGACAUCCUGGGCGAGUCGGGCGAUGAUCUGACAGAUGCUGUAGAGGAGGCGGAGCACUUGCCAUCUCGCCGCAAACAGGGCCGAUGUUUCGUGACCAGAGCGAUAUCUCCUGUGAGACCGGCAUGGCGGAGUUCUCAACCCGAAAUGGUACUGGCAUCUGAGGACACGCCCGAGUACGGGCUGCUUCCCACACAAGGGCGAGAAGGACACCCGCCACCCAUCACGGGACAGAACCGAGGUGCACAUGAGGGCCACCGAGAGGUGCUAAUGAACGGAGGCAAGCAUUGGCCACAAGAGUCAACCCUGAUCCCUCACCGCCCUGAAGAUACCCCAUCAGAGGAGGAGGAGUCAAGCAUGCAAGGGCAGGCCACACCCCUCAACAACCAGUCACAAGCCGAUGGAGCUGGGGGCGGAGCAACAGUGGGAGGCGGCAGGAAAAGGAAGUCUCAGACACCACAGCAGUGUCCCGUCUGUCAGAAAAUCAUCCAUGGGGCGGGAAAGCUGCCACGGCACAUGAGAACACACACAGGAGAGAAGCCCUUCCAGUGCACAGCCUGCGGCGUCCGUUUCACACGGAACGACAAGCUGAAGAUCCACAUGCGUAAGCACACAGGUGAGCGGCCAUACCCGUGUCCCAGCUGCCCCGCCCGCUUUCUGCACUCGUACGAUCUGAAGAACCAUCUGUCGCUGCACAGCGGAGAUCGUCCUUUCGAGUGCCCACUUUGCCACAAGGCCUUUGCCCGCGAGGACCAUCUGCAGCGCCACAGAAAGGGCCACAGCUGUCUGGAGCUCCGAACCCGUCGCCCGUGCCGUGGAACAGGGCCAGAAACCGGAGACUCCCCACCCUCUGAUUUAUUCAGCAUUCAUCAGCAUCCCGAUCACAUGAGCGGAGUCGCAGCUGCGCAGCUCCGGUACCCACCAGACCCCGAAGGCCACAGUGUGCCGGUGCAGGCCGUGCCACUGCUGGGGGCAGCUAGGAUGCCCUACCCUGAGCUGCUGUGGCGGGCAGUUGGGGCACCAGCGAUUAAAGUGCUGGAUAAAGGUGAGGGAGAACAUAGAACAUGGAAAGAUGAGGAUGAGGACGCUGGUGGGGAGGAGGAAGAGUGAUAAUGCUGGUGUGUGUGUGUGUGUGUGUGUGUGUAACAUUGUAUAUCAGUUGUAUAAUCGCAUCUGUUUCUGUACCUGCGGUGGAGCCCAUCAGAACUCCAUGCAGCAAACUGUAACAUUUAUACAACAGCAACACAACAUAAUACAACUACAAGCGUGGGAAAUGGUGAAACAUGGUUUGGAACUGUUCUAAUAGUACUAUCUCCUGUAUUUUGUUUUAUUUGUCAUAUUUUCUUUGUUUUUGCAGUAUGUAUGAAUCCACAUCGAGCGCUGUUGGAGAUCCAUUAAUGUAGAAUUGUUUUAUGUUCUGUCUGGAGGACUUGAGGUUUAUGUUGUUCAUGCUAUGCAGAAUUUUAACGAGAGAGAGAGAUUGAAUAAAUCAGGCAAAAAAUAAAUAAUAAAAUUAAUUAAGAAUAAAAAUUAAGCAGCUAAAGGUGACAAAGACGUGGCCUUCUGUCUACAGUACAUACCGCCAUCUACAGGUGAUGACAGGUGCUCAGGGUAUCAUGAAGAUGAACUGCUAUCUGGUGAAGAAUUUAGUUUAGCUGCUCUUAAAUGUAGCUUUAUUUUUUAUUUUUACAAUUCCUUUUCAAAUGAUAGAAUUUCCUCUCACACCAAAGAUUAAGUUUAGUUUGGAAUUAAUUGAGACAUUAGAGAUGCAUUUUUAUCAGGAGAAUAUAUAUUUCUCAGAUAGUUCUAGCCUUGAAAAAGUCUUAUUUUAAAAAGAAAGACUGAAAGUGGACCAGAUCUCAGUUCUUACACCUCUGAGGACUUGUGUUUAAUCUGCUCUGUUGGACAAGAGCGCGUGGGCCUUGUGAAUCUCAAUCGGAAAUGUUUGAUGAUUUUUGUUUACGUUUGUUCUGUUUUUGAGUUUGAGAUGCUGAAUUUAGAGGAAUGGUCCUAAUUUUCCAGUGCUAGUUUUCUUUGUAAAAGAAAAGGGAAUAUGAGAAAAAAUUCUUUUGUAUACUAUUCUAUUUAUUUAUUUGUUGGUUUAAUAUUUAUUGCAGCGUUUGGGUUAUUCUGCAUCUUCCUUAUGAAGCUUCUCACACGCUUCUAUCAGAGUCUUAAGUUGUUUUACUUCUCUUUCUUUAUCGCUGAGACUGGUGACUGCAGUCAGUUGACUCCUUAGGCCUGGUCUAGGAUCAGUUUUGCCUUUUUUCUCGUAAUGGCCUCAGGUAGAUGCAGUGUGACGUCUGAUCUCUGGACAGUGGCUGCUGCCGUUCAACUGGAUGUCAGUUGCAUCCCACUUAACAUCACUGUACAUGUGUAAAAGCGCAUGUAAGCGCUCAGGUGCUUUAGAGAACUGCAAGAUUGAUGGGAUUUUCUGCAAUCUCCUCUGUUUGCAAAGUUUUGCACAUCGAAUUUCUGAAUUAAAGUAAAAUCCCCUCCAGUGAGGGGCACAAAACACAGAAUGAAUAGAGGAGUUUUGCCUUUUUAACACAGAUGCAUUUAGAUGUUUUUGAAGAAAUAAAAUCAAAUAUAAUAAAUGAAUCAUUCGCAUUAUAUGGAAAAUGAGUCUGUAGCUUUAGUCGCCUUCAUUUCGCUGCAGGAGAGCAUUUUGGCUCUUUGAUCAAUUCUUUAAAGUAAUCUAUAAGAGAGAGACCCUGAUCGAAAGUGCUGCACGGGAAGCAUUUCGCAAUGCAUUCUGGGUGUUUGAGUCUUGUGUUUGUUAGUGUACUGCUGACAGUAGGGAAACUACCCAAAGAGGUUUAUUUGCACUAAAAAUUGAAUCUUUGUGUUUUGAAAUAUUUUCUUAUUCAUUAGCCACCACUUAAUGAUUGUAAAUUGUCAAUUUCUUUAAAAAAAAAUAAAAAAUAAAAAAAACUCUGCAUUGUAAUAUUAAGAAAUUGUCUAUCUGAAAUUUAUGAUGUAAAAAGGUCAAGCUGCCUUGGUUUAAUUUUUUAAUUUUAUUUUUUUGCAUCUAUUCUCAGGAAAUCGUGAGCCAUGCACUGGUUAUGCAAAUGUUUGGUGAAAUAUUAAUUUAUUGUAUAGAUUUGUGCUUGGAAAUAUGAAUAGCCCUGUUAGUAAGAAAAGCCUAGUUUCCUUACACUUUUAAAAAAAAUGUAAUUGUUUAGUAAUCGAUAUGAUUAAAUCAGAGUUGUUUUAUAUGAAAUGAUUUGUUUGUUUUGGGCACAUGCGGAGUGCUGUUCUGUUCUUACUAUAGAAGUGAAUGUAUGGAUGGGUGCUGAUUUGGGCUCUUGUGUUUUUGGGUGAUGGGGCUCCUGGUGAAACCCCCUUCAAUCAGGGAUAUACGUUUUCUGUUUAUAGAGUGAAAACUUUCUCAGUGAUGGAAAAUCAUUUCUCGUGUUGUACAAAUAAAGAGCAAAUAAACAAAGAUUUAUCUACA